This is a messenger RNA of Aethalodelphis obliquidens (Pacific white-sided dolphin), 2229 nucleotides long. It is a transcript of the gene SLC35A4, whose product is annotated as solute carrier family 35 member A4. The record is from RefSeq and is a predicted model, not a curated record. Gene Ontology annotation, molecular function: pyrimidine nucleotide-sugar transmembrane transporter activity. Gene Ontology annotation, biological process: pyrimidine nucleotide-sugar transmembrane transport. The transcript has a single exon. Gene Ontology annotation, cellular component: Golgi membrane. The coding region runs from base 342 to 1316 and encodes 324 amino acids. Lineage: Eukaryota; Metazoa; Chordata; Mammalia; Artiodactyla; Delphinidae.
GCCUCCCCGGCUUUCACCCAUUUGCUGUCUCCAGCUUUCCUGCCGCCUUCCUGCAGAGGCUGGACAGUGGCUCAUCAGCCAGCACCCUGGACUCCUCGCCUCCAUAACCCCAUGGCAUUGGCCCCAAGACAGUGGCUUCUAGAACUACCAGCCCCUUCCUCUUCUAGCCCUUACUGUGGAGUUUGCAGCUGACUCUUGAUUCUCAGUAUUCUCUCUGGCGAUGUACCAAGGCUCCUCUCCCCUCGGAGCCAGCUCCAUAACUUGAUUUUCCCCGAACGUGUCACAAUCCCCACUGACCCCCCCUUGCUAGCUACACAGGCCACCCAGGGUCUAGUUUGGGCAUGAGUGUAGAGGAUGGGGGUGUGCCAGGCCUGGGCCAUCCCAGGCAGGCCCGCUGGACCCUGAUGCUACUCCUGUCCACUGCCAUGUACGGAGCCCAUGCCCCAUUGCUGGCACUGUGCCACGUGGAUGGCCGUGUGCCCUUCCGACCGUCUUCGGCUGUAUUGCUGACUGAACUGACCAAGCUGCUGCUGUGCGCCUUCUCCCUCCUGGUGGGCUGGCAAGCAUGGCCCCAGCAGACCCCACCCUGGCGCCAGGCCGCCCCGUUCGCACUAUCAGCCCUGCUCUACGGCGCCAGCAACAACCUGGUGAUCUACCUUCAACGUUACAUGGACCCCAGCACCUACCAGGUGCUGAGCAAUCUCAAGAUUGGAAGCACAGCCCUGUUCUACUGCCUCUGCCUCCGACACCGCCUCUCUGCACGCCAGGGCUUAGCACUGCUGCUGCUCAUGGCAGCAGGAGCCUGCUAUGCAGCUGGUGGCCUGCAGGACCCUGGGAACACCCUUCCUGGGCCCCCUUCCGCAGCUGCUGCAGGCCCCAUGCCCCUGCAUAUCAGUCCACUGGGACUGCUGCUUCUCAUCCUGUACUGCCUCAUCUCAGGCUUGUCUUCCGUGUACACAGAGCUGCUCAUGAAGCGACAGCGGCUGCCCCUGGCACUUCAGAACCUCUUCCUCUACACUUUUGGUGUGCUCCUGAACCUAGGUCUGCAUGCAGGUGGCGGCCCCGGCCCAGGCCUCCUGGAGGGUUUCUCAGGAUGGGCAGCACUUGUAGUGCUGAGCCAGGCACUAAAUGGGCUGCUCAUGUCAGCUGUCAUGAAGCACGGCAGCAGCAUCACACGCCUCUUCGUUGUGUCCUGCUCGCUAGUGGUCAACGCUGUGCUCUCAGCAGCCCUGCUGCAGCUUCAGCUCACAGCUGCCUUCUUCCUGGCCACGCUGCUCAUUGGCCUGGCUGUGCGCCUGUACUAUGGCAGUCGCUAGCCCCUCACCACCUCCACCCUGAUUCCUGACCUGUAGAUUGGGCACCACCAUCGGAGCCACCUCCCAGUGCUGACCCCUCCCCUCAGCAGCCCUGUAACAAGUGCCUUGCGAGAAAAGCUGGGGAAGUGCGAGCAGCCAUGUCAGUCUCUGGAGGUAGGUGGAUGGAGGGUUGAAGCCUGGGUUUGGUUAAGGAAACUCUUACACCCCCAGAAGUUCUUCCUGACUAAGGAAUUAGGGGAGCAUCAGUUCAUGGGCCUGAGAAGUGAUACCGUGCCUGAUGGGAGGAGGUGCCCUGCCUCAACCUGCAUGAAUGCAGUUUCUUAAAGUGGGGUGUGGGCAGCAGUUGGCUUUCCUUGCCUACUGUGGUCACCCCAGCAGACCCACUGCCCCCAGGCCUGGUGCUUGCUGCUCCAGCCCAGCCAUGGUGCAUGACUCCCCCAUAACAUGCUCACCCCCCACUGUCAUGUAGGAAAGCCCAGUUGCUGCAGAUUAUACGCCCAUCACCCAGGCCUCUGCCAUACUCCCCUAGCUGCAGCAGCACCUGGAAGUAAUGCCCCCACUCUCUCCUUAUCCCGCCUUUGUUCUGGAAACCUCAGAGAGGACUGGGGCUUGACUCAUCUCAGGGAUGUUGUCCCUGGGCCCUGGCUUAAGCCUACACUCCUGACCUCUCUGCUCACUCUAAGGGCUCUCUCAUAGCCCACUGCCCCCUCUAUAACUUCUAGGAGGUACCGUCUUUCCCACUCUGAGUCCUGCCCUUUCCUAGCAGUGUCCCGGCUCCCAACAGCCUAGGGAAACUCUACACAGAGUGACCUGGGACCAGGCACAGGGAAACUUGUAUAGCUCAAUCAGUGUCUGUAUAAGCAAUAAGGUCUUAAUAAAGUGCUCUGGGGUAUAGGUGGUUUCUACAGUUGGC